Dama dama (fallow deer) is the source of this 3458-nucleotide messenger RNA. It is a transcript of the gene EPHA5, whose product is annotated as EPH receptor A5. Lineage: Eukaryota; Metazoa; Chordata; Mammalia; Artiodactyla; Cervidae. The transcript has 18 exons. The record is from RefSeq and is a predicted model, not a curated record. Gene Ontology annotation, molecular function: protein binding; transmembrane-ephrin receptor activity; ATP binding. Gene Ontology annotation, cellular component: neuron projection; plasma membrane. Gene Ontology annotation, biological process: protein phosphorylation; cell surface receptor protein tyrosine kinase signaling pathway; axon guidance. Bases 1 to 3096 code for a protein of 1031 amino acids.
AUGCGGGGCUCGGGGCCCCGGGGCGCGGGACGCCGGCGGGCCCCCAGCACCCCCGCGUCCCUGGCCGGCUGCUCCUCCGCACCUCGCAGGGCGCCCCUCUGGACCUGCCUUCUCCUGUGCGCCGCGCUCCGGACCCUCCUGGCCAGCCCCAGCAACGAAGUGAAUUUGUUGGAUUCACGGACUGUCAUGGGGGACUUGGGAUGGAUUGCUUUUCCAAAAAAUGGGUGGGAAGAGAUUGGUGAAGUUGAUGAAAAUUAUGCCCCUAUCCACACAUACCAAGUAUGCAAAGUUAUGGAACAGAACCAGAAUAACUGGCUUUUGACCAGUUGGAUCUCCAACGAAGGUGCUUCGAGAAUCUUCAUAGAACUCAAGUUUACUCUGCGGGACUGCAACAGUCUUCCUGGAGGGCUGGGGACCUGUAAGGAGACUUUCAACAUGUAUUACUUUGAGUCAGAUAACGAGAAUGGGAGAAACAUCAAGGAAAACCAGUACAUCAAAAUUGAUACCAUUGCUGCCGAUGAAAGCUUUACAGAACUUGAUCUUGGUGACCGUGUCAUGAAACUGAAUACAGAGGUCAGGGAUGUAGGACCUCUAAGCAAAAAGGGAUUUUAUCUCGCUUUUCAAGAUGUGGGUGCUUGCAUUGCUCUUGUUUCAGUGCGAGUGUAUUAUAAAAAAUGCCCUUCUGUGGUACGACAUUUAGCUGUCUUCCCUGACACAAUUACUGGAGCUGAUUCUUCACAGUUACUUGAAGUGGCAGGCUCCUGUGUCAACCAUUCGGUGACAGAUGAACCACCCAAAAUGCACUGCAGCGCUGAAGGGGAGUGGCUGGUCCCCAUUGGGAAAUGCAUGUGCAAGGCCGGAUACGAAGAGAAAAACGGCACCUGUCAAGUGUGCAGACCUGGGUUCUUCAAAGCCUCACCUCACAGCCAGAGCUGCAGCAAAUGUCCACCUCACAGUUACACCCAUGAGGAAGCUUCAACCUCUUGUGUCUGUGAAAAGGAUUAUUUCAGGAGGGAAUCUGAUCCACCCACAAUGGCAUGCACAAGACCCCCCUCAGCUCCUCGGAAUGCCAUCUCAAAUGUUAAUGAAACUAGUGUCUUUCUGGAAUGGAUUCCUCCUGCUGACACUGGUGGAAGGAAAGAUGUGUCAUAUUAUAUUGCAUGCAAGAAGUGCAACUCCCAUGCAGGUGUGUGUGACGAGUGUGGCGGUCAUGUCAGGUACCUCCCCCAGCAAAUCGGCCUGAAAAACACCUCUGUCAUGGUGGUGGAUCUGCUCGCUCACACAAACUAUACCUUUGAGAUUGAGGCAGUGAAUGGAGUGUCCGACUUGAGCCCAGGAGCCCGGCAGUAUGUGUCUGUAAAUGUAACCACAAAUCAAGCAGCCCCCUCUCCAGUCACCAAUGUGAAAAAGGGGAAGAUAGCUAAGAACAGCAUCUCCUUAUCUUGGCAAGAGCCAGAUCGCCCCAAUGGAAUCAUCCUGGAGUAUGAAAUCAAAUAUUUUGAAAAGGACCAAGAGACCAGCUAUACAAUUAUCAAAUCUAAAGAGACAUCUAUAACUGCAGAGGGCUUGAAACCAGCUUCGGUGUAUGUCUUCCAAAUUCGGGCACGCACGGCCGCAGGCUAUGGUGUCUUCAGUCGAAGAUUUGAGUUUGAAACCAUCCCAGUGUCAGUUGCAGCAUCCAGCGAUCAAAGCCAGAUUCCUAUAAUUGCUGUGUCUGUGACAGUGGGAGUCAUUUUGCUGGCAGUGGUUAUCGGCUUCCUCCUCAGUGGAAGCUGCUGCGAUUGUGGCUGUGGACGGGCUUCUUCCCUGUGCGCUGUUGCCCAUCCAAGCCUCAUAUGGCGGUGUGGUUACAGCAAAGCCAAACAAGACCCGGAAGAGGAAAAGAUGCAUUUUCAUAAUGGGCACAUUAAACUGCCAGGAGUAAGAACUUAUAUUGAUCCACAUACCUAUGAGGACCCCAAUCAAGCUGUCCAUGAAUUUGCCAAGGAGAUAGAAGCUUCAUGCAUCACCAUUGAGAGAGUUAUUGGAGCAGGUGAAUUUGGUGAAGUUUGUAGUGGACGUUUGAAACUUCCAGGAAAGAGAGAAUUACCUGUGGCGAUCAAAACCCUUAAAGUAGGCUAUACUGAGAAACAGCGCAGAGAUUUCCUAGGGGAAGCAAGUAUCAUGGGGCAGUUUGACCAUCCUAACAUCAUUCACUUAGAGGGUGUCGUGACCAAAAGUAAACCGGUGAUGAUCGUGACAGAGUAUAUGGAAAAUGGUUCUUUAGAUACAUUUUUAAAGAAAAAUGACGGGCAGUUCACUGUGAUCCAGCUGGUUGGCAUGCUGAGAGGCAUCGCUGCAGGAAUGAAAUACCUUUCCGACAUGGGCUACGUGCAUAGAGACCUUGCUGCCAGAAACAUCUUAAUCAACAGUAACCUUGUGUGCAAAGUGUCUGACUUUGGGCUUUCCAGGGUCCUGGAAGAUGAUCCUGAGGCAGCCUACACCACAAGGGGAGGCAAAAUUCCAAUCAGAUGGACUGCCCCAGAAGCUAUAGCUUUCCGAAAGUUUACCUCUGCGAGUGAUGUCUGGAGCUAUGGAAUCGUGAUGUGGGAGGUUGUGUCUUAUGGAGAAAGACCCUACUGGGAAAUGACCAACCAAGAUGUGAUUAAAGCCGUAGAGGAAGGCUACCGUCUGCCAAGCCCCAUGGACUGCCCUGCUGCUCUCUACCAAUUAAUGCUGGAUUGCUGGCAGAAAGAUCGAAAUAGCAGGCCUAAGUUCGAAGAAAUUGUCAACAUGUUGGACAAGCUGAUCCGUAACCCAAGUAGCUUGAAGACACUGGUUAAUGCAUCAAGCAGAGUAUCUAAUUUAUUGGCAGAACAUGGCUCACUGGGAUCUGGGGCCUACAGAUCAGUAGGCGAAUGGCUAGAAGCAAUCAAAAUGGGCCGAUAUACAGAGAUUUUCAUGGAAAAUGGAUACAGUUCAAUGGACGCUGUGGCUCAGGUGACCUUGGAGGAUUUGAGACGGCUUGGAGUGACUCUUGUUGGUCACCAGAAGAAGAUUAUGAACAGCCUUCAAGAAAUGAAGGUGCAGCUGGUCAACGGGAUGGUGCCAUUAUAACUUGUUUAUUGUCGCUUCGUCAAGUGAAUGACUCUGCACUUUGUAAACAAGCUCUGAGAUUUAUUUUAACAAAAAACAAAGGGGAAAAAGGGAAAACUCAGUGAUUUCCAAACAUUAAGAGAGCAUUUGUUUCAGCCACAGAAUUUGUAAUCAGUGUUUUACUAAAAUCUCUUUAUCUUCCUCUUGGUGUCUUCAUUUUUCAUGAAGCAAAUAUAACCUGCAUGGAAUAAGAACAUGAAGUUUAAACACUAUCUUGUAUUACAACAACAAAAUCCUUCUCCCUACUUCUACAAAAUUUUAUACAUGAAAUAUAUAACUAUAUAUAGCACCUUUUUAGACUGAAUGAAGGCAGCCCCUUUCAA